Astyanax mexicanus (Mexican tetra) is the source of this 5946-nucleotide messenger RNA. It is a transcript of the gene tom1l2a, whose product is annotated as TOM1-like protein 2. The coding region runs from base 44 to 1669 and encodes 541 amino acids. The transcript has 16 exons. The record is from RefSeq and is a predicted model, not a curated record. Gene Ontology annotation, cellular component: membrane; endosome. NCBI's taxonomy places the organism in Eukaryota, Metazoa, Chordata, Actinopteri, Characiformes, Acestrorhamphidae. Gene Ontology annotation, molecular function: ubiquitin binding; phosphatidylinositol binding; clathrin binding. Gene Ontology annotation, biological process: signal transduction.
CAGGCAGCUAGCUUCUCGCUGCGGAUUGUUUGUUGUCAUCAAGAUGGAGUUCUUGUUGGGGAAUCCGUUCAGCACUCCCGUUGGACAGUGCAUUGAGAAGGCCACCGAUGGCUCCCUGCAGAAUGAGGACUGGACGCUCAACAUGGAGAUUUGUGAUAUUAUCAACGAGACAGAGGAAGGGCCCAAAGAUGCCAUCCGCGCCGUCAAGAAGAGGCUGAACGCGAACCGAAACUUCCGGGAGGUGAUGCUGGCUCUGACCGUGCUGGAGACUUGUGUGAAGAACUGCGGCCACCGCUUCCACGUGCUCAUAGCCACCCGUGACUUUAUCGAUGGCGUCCUGGUGAAGAUCAUUUCUCCAAAGAACAACCCUCCCACCAUAGUGCAGGACAAAGUGCUGGCACUGAUUCAGGCUUGGGCAGAUGCCUUCAGAAGCAGUCCAGACCUGACCGGAGUUGUACACAUUUAUGAAGAGCUGAAGAGGAAGGGUAUAGAGUUCCCCAUGGCUGACCUGGAUGCGCUCUCGCCCAUCCACACACCUCAAAGAGGUGUUCCAGAGAUAGACCCAGCUUCACAUAAGUACCAAGCUCCUCCACAGCCCAAACCUGCACCUCGCACAACUCAGACGGCUGCUGCUGCUCCGGCUUCUGACUUCAACACCCCUCAGAUUCCCAGUGUUACUGGACCCAUCGCAGCCAACCCAGAGCAGAUUGCCAGGCUGAGGAGUGAGCUGGAUGUUGUACGUGGAAACUGCAAAGUGAUGUCAGAGAUGCUGACAGAAAUGGUUCCUGGCCAAGAGGAAACUUCUGACCUUGAACUUCUUCAGGAGCUAAACAGGACAUGUCGAGCCAUGCAGCACAGGGUAGUGGAGCUCAUCUCCCGCGUGUCCAACGAAGAGGUCACAGAAGAGCUGCUGCAUGUCAAUGACGACUUAAACAACAUCUUCCUGCGAUACGACAGGUAUGAGAGAUACAGAGUGGGCCGAGCAGCACAGAACAAUGGAGUGUUAAAUGAGGCUUCAGAGGAGGAUAAUCUGAUUGAUCUGGGUCCUGGCUCUCCAGCUGUGGUCAGUCCUCGGGUCAGUGCUGCAGCCACACCUACACCGCCCUCCAGCCUGACUCCUGCUGCUGCUGCCACCUCCCUCUCCACACAGCUCGCAGGACUGAAUAUGGAAGGAAACAGUGUGAGUGGUACGCUGAGCUCGCUGUCCACCCAAAACCCUCGGGACGAUUUUGACAUGUUUGCCCAGACUAGAACCAGCUCCCUCGCCGAUCAGCGCAAAAAUGUAAAAUAUGAAGAACCGCAGGCUCUCGGCGGACUGGCUUCCGCUCUGGACGUACGACAGCAGAAUGCUGCUGGGCUGAGUGUAAAAGGUGAUAACGCAGAAAUGGAGCCCAUAGACAGCUGGCUCAUUACCCAAGGAAUGAUUCCUGUAUCGCAGUCCUCUGUCAUGGAUGACAUUGAGGAGUGGCUCUGUGCUGAUGUGAUUGGAGAUAAGCCUGAGGAGGGAGUCACUAGUGAAGAGUUUGACAAAUUCCUAGAAGAGCGGGCCAAGGCUGCCGACACCGCUUUACCGUCGCACCCCAGACGGGACCCCAGCCCUCCCAUGAGCGCACCAAGCAGCAGCCGCAAGAAAGCAGAGCGGACUGAGGACACGCUCUUUGCCUUGUAGAGAGCUAAGGUGGAGACAGGCUCCGCCUUUGUGCUCCAGCUCUGCUGUAGUGACCACCAUCCUCGCACCUUCCCAACGUCCACAUGCCUGCCGCCCCAUGCUGCUCUCCGCGUCUCUACCGGUCUCUUGAUGCGCUAAGGGUCCCCUGUACCCUCCUGUUCUCUUCCAUCACCUCAGUCCUCCUGGCUGGAGCAGCACUGCUUCUACACUGUGUUCAUGGCUCCUUUUCAAGGCUCCACAUGGCUCUGCCUGUGCCUUCAGGAGCAGAGGGAUGCAGUAAAGUCUUGUAGAUAUUACCAUUUAAACCAGUGACGUUCUCUGCAGGGAUGUUGUGUUGCAAUUUUACAUUUUUUUUUUUUUUUUUUUUUUAGAGAUGUUCAUUGAGUUCAUAGAGUUAAUUUGCUCCAGUUUAUUAACAGAAUGUGUAAUAUACUAAACCUGUGGAACUUUGCUUGUGUGAAACGCAUUGUUGGUCUCUUGCAUUCCCCUCAUUUACUGACUAAUUUGAGAUGACAUCCCACAAAAUAAUUCCUAUGCUUAUUUUAGUUUCGUCUAUACAUUUUCUAUUCCUUUUUUUUAAAUAUAUAUUCAAACAUCAUCGCUGUCAUGCGAAAUCUUGCAUUUCUAUUGUUCCGUUGAUUAUGAAAUUCUGUUACAAUAUAUAAAAACAGUAUAAAAACAGCCAGAUUCAUGUCAAAUCAAAAAGUAAACAAAGCCCUAUCCGGACAGGAUUAGUUUCUCAGGGGAACGUCUGUGAAAAAUAUUUCACACUUCUACUUAGUGAGUAAACUCAUGCAUCCGGACUGCAAUUGAAGGUUGGAAAUUGGAGUUUUUUAUUUUAUUUUAUUUUUUAGCUUUCUCACUCACAUGACAUCACGUUCAGUAGCUCCUUCGUUUCCACUCGCUGUUGUGUUUCUGCGGAUCUCCGUGGAAACGCGCGCCCAAACUGUUAUUACGGUGCGUGACAGUGGACAAAUAGCUAUUUUAUUAAACUACAAAUAUAGAGAAUAAAGGGUUUUUGCUUGACAACAACAAUAUGCCAGAUUCCACACUCCUUGUAGUUAAUGGUGAUGAUUAGUAGUAAAGUACUACAAUUACUACUAGUUACUGAAAACAAAGGGAAAAAAAAAAACACCAUCAGAAAAUGUUGUAUGUUAGCUGCACCUUCCCAGUGUUGCGCAUUGCUCCGAGUGUUGGCAUGUUAAACAAAGCCACCUGCACCAUGCUUUUCAUAACUAUUACAACCAUCAAAAUCAUUUAAACCAAAGACAGUGUAGCUGAAACUCACUCAGAAAUCUAUUCACUUCACUUGUUCUGAAGAUCUAAACAUAUUUCCAACAAACAGCUGCGACUGCAAGAAUAAAACACACAGUUUAAACAGUUUAAAGCACACAGUCUAGAUAACACUGUUUAGUGUUACAUUCUCCAGUAAAGUGAUUUUGAUUUGAAGUAUUACUGUAAAAGUAAAAAACAAAUGUUUAUUUUGGAUAAUCAUACACUUUUGUCUGUACGAUUUUUUGCACUAAGCUUUGUUUCAGGCUGUGUUGAAGUUUCAGCCCUGUCGCAUAGCAAACAAAAGCACACAGGAAGAGUCUGGACAGGAAAGUCUGCCCUGUUUGGAACGGGAUCCAAAAAGAAAUUUAAAAGAGAGCGGAUGGAAUUUGUUCUCUUUUGGCUCUCGACUUAUGGUAUUAUAUAUAUAACUGUAGCAUCAUUUGUAAACUAUGUAUUCAUAUGUAUACAUAAAUCUAUGUAUAUACACCACAAUAAUGUUUAUAUUGAGUAAUUUGAGUAUUUCUCAUACCUUUUGGGUAAGAUGUUCAGAAAGACUGCUUGUGUUUUUGGUUUUGUCUACUUUUUCUUCUCGUCUUAGUGCCAGUUUGUGACAAAAUACAAGAAAACGUAAAUGGCGUAGCAAGUACCUGAAUACCGUCACUGUCGGGUCUCAUUUUUUUGUUUUGUUUUGUUUUGAUGUCUUUUUUUUUUUUUUUUAUGAGAAAAUGCCAGCUGCCCUUUUUACCUUUUUGUUGUUAAACAGUUUCACAACCAUUUUGGAAAUGGUUCUAAUCUAGUGUCAUUAAAUUACACUAUGGGUUAGGGCUGCACGAUAUAUGAUUUAAGCAUCGUCAUUGGGAUGAGCGCAUGCACAAUAGUGACAUCACAGGGCAAUUAAAUCAAACAUGUCGUGUUGCAAUGUUUUGAUUCUUGACACAAGAAGUAGAUACACAGCGCUGUCUCUGUGUCUGUGUGAGUGACAGGCUGUGCUUCAAUCCAGCACAGUUUUGCAGUGCAGAUAUUUCCAGUUACAGCUGAAGUCAUGCUUUUAAUCCUAGAAAAACGCUCUUAUUUACCUUUUAAAAAUUGUGCGGGUGUGUGGGUGGGGGCGGGGCUGGUGACGUCAUGGGCCCUGCAUUGUUUAAUAUUGCGAUAUAUAUCGUCGAAAAAAAAUCUAUAACCAAUACCGUGCAGCCCUACUAUGGGUCAAAGGAAAUCUCUUUCCAGACAUUUGCUGCCUUCAAGUCGUGUCGGAAAUGAAAACAUGAACGCCACCACAAACUCAUAUUUACCAGUGGGAAACUAAGGUUUAGAUGUUUAGCUAAGCCACGAGUUUCUUAAUAACAGUAUGAAUCCUACAGUAAAAAGUAAAAAUGUUGAGCUUAUUAGCAAUAGUUUUAAGCUGUAGAAGUUAAACAAAUAAAUCAAUAAAAGGAUUUACAUUUUAAAACGUAAAAGUCUAGUAUAAUUCACGGUGGAUAAAAACAUCACUUAUCUAAUGCUUGUCUUAUGCCCCUAAAUUCUCUUUGAAUAGGGCAAAAUAAACCACCUGUUUUUUUUUAUAAUAAAAGAUCAAAAGUAUAAACAAAAGUUUAUAUUUUUCCCAAUGGCAUUCUUUUGCAUCAGACCAAAAAACACUCAGAACGCUUGUCAAGUUAAAGUAAUUACGACCCCUAAACUCCUAAGCAGGAAUUUCCAAAGAGGACUUGAAGGCAGCAAUAUAUUAAGCCUAGUCGUAGAUUGUUUUUUUUUUUUUUUUUGGAAAAACUCUAUUCAGAACUCUGUAUAUUCCAAGGCUAGGCUUAAUUCAUUUGAAUACACUUUUGAGCUGUUCAUGCUUUUCUGCAGUCAUUGGUUCUCCUGAAAACUGACUUUUACUUUACUUUUCCCAAUCAGACUUUUGUUUGUUCCAGCAACAAGAAUAGAUAGCAUCCACAAGUUCAUACAGUUUAAUAAUACUUGGUUACGUUAAGUAGAUUGAUGGAUAGAUGCAGUGUAGCUUAUUUGGCUUUAAGGGUAAGACAUUAUGAAAAUAAUACUGAUGGAAAUAUGACAGAAUAUGAUUGGAAGUUGAGCAUUGGUUUAAGAUUAAGAUUAGGUUUGAUUGGUGACUAAGCUUGUAAUUCAUUUUAAGAAAUGUAAAAUUUAAACAUUUUAGUAAUCAUAUAAAAAUUUCUUUAUUUUCUUUCACUCUAACUCCCAAACAUACUAAUAUUAUAUAUAUUAUCAGUGCAAAAUUAUUUAUACAUUAACAGUAUUUGAUCCUCUCAAGCAGUGUAGACAUCAUUAAACCAAAAAUGAUCAAAAACAGUUAAUUGAUUAAGGAAGAACUACAUAAAUUACUGCCCUCACAACAGCUUGAACUGCUUAAUUACCUGAACAGUAUUUUAGAUGGGGGUUUUUGGUUUGGUGAGAAAUGUAGGUAGACCUUAAGGACAGUUGGUGACCACAGCUUUAUAAAGACCACAGUAUUUUUUUAGUUUGUUUUAAAUCUACCAUCAAAAUGGUACAUUAUGUUUUUUUUUCUGAUAGGUCACUGAAAUGCAUCAGACUGCCAGUAAUCAAGUCUUAUCAAUGAAGCAAUUUACAUAAACUAAACUGUUACUGACUGUAGAUGGGUGUAGUAUAUACUUUACAACAGUAUAAAUCAGUAUAAAUCAUUUAAAAAUAAUUCAAUAUGCCAUCUUACACCCAUUAAUAUCUAUAUAUAACUGGUUAUAAAAUGUUCUUUUUGUUUGUUUGUUUGUAUGUAUGUUUGUUUAUAGCCUUCUGUUACUCAAACCAAUGAAAUUAAGAGCUGUCAGUAAUCCGUCUGUGUUCUCUAAAAAGCUUUGCUUUCAACCGAGGUGGCAAUCGUUAUUUGUAAUAACUGCUUUAAUGAAUGUUACCAUGUGACAUAAAAGUCUUAACUAUUUUGAUUAUUUAUCUCAAAGAUUAAUGUCCGUGUAUUUUAGAAUAUUGAAAUGUAAUAAAAUAAAAUCCUCUUGUGGGAUUUAAUGUUU